AUGAUUGAAGUAAACUAUAUAGACUUCUAUGCAAAUGGGAAUACGCCAACGGAUAUACUCAAGAAGAAAAUGUGUCCGACUAUAUGUAUUUCCUCAACAAAGCCAGAUGCAGUGCUGAAGAUAGAGGUGGUUUACUCUGUUAGCUCUUCAAACACCGAUUAUGACCAGAUAUUAUGCAGUGAAACAGUAGAGGGAAUACCUGCAGGGGUAGUUGAGUUCGAGCUAGAGACUGAAAUACCAAACCUCUCAAAGAUCCCCAGAGAGCACUUGCUUGGGCUUGCUUCAAUACUCUUCUUAUUCUAUACAGCAGAGGGCCAGCAGUUUGUCAGAGUGGGGUACUUUGUGAAAAUAGACUACCUAGGGAUUCAGAUUAUUGAAACCCCGCAGGAGUACCAGGAGGAUGCAUUUGAAAUUGAUGAUAUAGAGUGCUCAUCAGAUGUGGCAGAAGAGAGAAGCCAAGAAGCAGAGCCAGAAGAGAAACAGGAAGCUGCAGAAAAAGAAGAAGAAAAGAGUUUGGAGCAAGACGAGGCCAGUACAGAGAAAGAGGCAGCAGAGGACGAUGUAUCAAUUGAGGCUGAGGAGGCAGAAGAAGCAAAGAAAGAGGAUAUAAAGCCAGAAGGAGUUCAUGAUGGCAUUCUUUUUGUAACUGAGGAAAACUUUAAGACAAUGGACCUUGAUAUGGACAAGAUUGAAGGAAAAGUUUUAGAUCCACCCCUAGUGACUGUUUUUACUGAGGCAUGGAAUACUGCAGAGGAUGAAGAAGAUGUCUCUAAAUUCAAUGAAGAAUAGAUCUAAACGGCAUAAUAAACAUAAAUUA
Molecule: messenger RNA, 817 nt
Organism: Nematocida parisii ERTm1
Lineage: Eukaryota; Fungi; Microsporidia
Exons: 1
Coding region: 1-789 (262 amino acids)
Biological process (GO): DNA replication-dependent chromatin assembly
Cellular component (GO): nucleus
Molecular function (GO): histone binding
Source: RefSeq, a predicted model, not a curated record